This is a messenger RNA of Condylostylus longicornis, 1048 nucleotides long. RefSeq names its product 60S ribosomal protein L23a (gene RpL23A). Lineage: Eukaryota; Metazoa; Arthropoda; Insecta; Diptera; Dolichopodidae. Gene Ontology annotation, molecular function: structural constituent of ribosome; rRNA binding. Gene Ontology annotation, biological process: ribosomal large subunit assembly; translation. The record is from RefSeq and is a predicted model, not a curated record. Bases 128 to 937 code for a protein of 269 amino acids. Gene Ontology annotation, cellular component: ribosome; cytosolic large ribosomal subunit. The transcript has 4 exons.
AAACAGUUUUGUGAAGUACUCUCUAAAAACAAAUUUAGUACUAUUUCUUUCUGACAUUUAAGGAAACUUCCUGCUAUUGCAACUUGAUGUACAUGUUCUUUCUUUUGUAGUGUGUUCGUCAAGUAAUAUGGCACCAAAAAAAAAUGUAGAUAGCCCGGCUGCCAAGGAGCAAAAAAAGAAAUCUGCUUCAACAUCAAGCUCAGCAAAACCGAAAACUCCCAUAUCUAAAGGUAACGUAAAAGCAACUGCAACAUCUAAGGUCGAAAAGAAGGAUAAAAAAAAAAUUGUCAAGUUAUCCUCUCCUUUACCAAAAAUUGCAACAAAACCUUUGAAAAAAAAUGUGGAAAAAAAAACGAAAGUUAUUAAGAAAGCAGAUUCGAAAAACCUUUCUAAAGCUGCCGUUAGUAAAACAGCUUUAAAGACAUCGAAUGCGAAAAUUGGUGUUAAAAAAAAGCAAGCUCUUAAAACAUCUUCCACGAAAUUACCCAAGGGUGCAAUUAAAGUGAAAGCUAUUGCCGUUGUUAAGGCUAAAAAAUGUGCAACUAAAGUAAUUAAAGGUGCUUUCGGAACUAGGACAAGAAAAGUACGGACUAGCGUAACUUUCAGGCGUCCCAAAACAUUAAAAUUACCCAGGAAUCCAAAGUAUCCAAGAAAAUCAGUCCCAUCAAGAAACAGGAUGGACGCCUAUAAUAUAAUCAAAUAUCCAUUAACAACAGAAGCUGCAAUGAAGAAAAUCGAGGAUAAUAAUACGCUCGUAUUUUUGACGCAUCUUAGAGCUAACAAAAAUCAUAUUCGAGCAGCAGUUCGAAAAUUAUAUGACAUCAAGGUCGCAAAAGUAAAUAUCUUGGUAAGACCUGAUGGCCAAAAGAAAGCCUAUGUAAGAUUGGCUAGAGAUUACGAUGCAUUAGACAUCGCUAAUAAAAUUGGCAUCAUAUAAUUUGAUUAAAAAAUAAAUAUCAAAAUGUUUCUUAAAUCAUUUUGCUUUUGUAUAAUGACAGUAACAUUAAAACGAAUUAAAAUUAUUGAGAAUAUACAUAUGUACAUUUCA